Molecule: messenger RNA, 1110 nt
Organism: Macrosiphum euphorbiae (potato aphid)
Lineage: Eukaryota; Metazoa; Arthropoda; Insecta; Hemiptera; Aphididae
Source: the annotation of a GenBank genome assembly
AUGUCCAUUAUUAACGAUGAUGACGAUAGACACCAAAAUCGAUGUGAAAAAAUGGAGGUGAACGAUAAUAAUUUAAGAUCUCAAUACACAAUAGGCAGCAACGACUUUAUACUUGUAGACGAAGUCGGGGAAAGACCUAAGAAAAAUGUGAAAGAAAAAUUUCACGAAUUCUCUUCGUGUCUGAACAGUAAUUCAAAGACAGUUUUCACGUACAAAACAAUCACCAAAAGACUGCCGAUUUUACAAUGGUGGCCGACAUAUUCCACAGCCGACUGUAUCGGAGAUCUUCUGGCGGGUAUCACGGUCGGUCUGACGCUUAUCCCGCAAUCAAUGGCCUAUUCUGCUCUGGCCGGUCUACCGCCACAACAAGGUCUUUAUGGUUCGUUCGUCGGCAGUUUGAUGUAUGUCUUCCUGGGCACCUGUAAAGAAGUACCCAUGGGACCGACGGCCAUCGUAUCGCUAAUGACGUACAACACACUCCACGGACUUGGACCCGUGUACGGCACGCUGCUGUGUUUCUUGACAGGUGUCAUCCAAUUAAUAAUGAGCGUAGUGGGACUAGGCUUUUUGAUCGAUUUCAUUUCCGGACCAGUGAACUCGGGGUUUACGUCGGCCGUCGCGAUACUCAUCGUCGCGUCACAAAUCAAAGACUUGAUUGGCAUCAAAGCCGCGGGGACGACGCUAUUAGACAUGAUAAUAUCGAUAUCCAAAGACAUCAAUCAUUUUCAACUUGGUGACACGUGGCUUGGGAUAAUUUGCAUCGUCGUUAUUCUUCUGUUGAGGAGAAUGGCUCUUUGUCAAAUCGGGCCGAAAGAUGUGAAAGAGCAGACCACGUUCCACAAAAUCAUGAACCGAACCAUGUGGCUGAUUGGAACAUUCAGGAAUUCUAUAGUGGUUAUCGUUAGCAGUUACGUGGGUUACGUGUACAUAACUUCGUCUGGACACGACGUGACCUCCAGCGAAAUACCACCUAUACCGUUCAAAGUGGUCGGUAAAAUACCAUCGGGCUUGCCAGAAUUCGAUCUGCCGAAGUUUAGCAUCACGCGAGAUAACGGAACUACAGUAGGAUUCUUUGAAAUGGUCUCGGAAUAUAGGGUUCUGGAGUUAUAG